AUGGGUGAAGACGAUAAGUUCGCAGUUCCUGCACCUCCGAAACAGUUUGGAUCAUUAGCCAACGCAGACAGUGUGAAUGCGAUUUUGAAUUCGGCUCAAAAAAGCCAUGGACCAACAGUAUCUCUGGAAAGAAUGGAAGUAACCAAUCAAGCAGACUCUCGUCACGAUGCAGAGAUGCUCGCUGAAUUCGACAGAAGGAGACGAGCUCGAACACUCACGCUCCCUACAGACGAUGUUCAGGUAAAACUGAAACUUCGUGCUUUAAACCAACCAAUUUGCUUAUUCGGAGAAGAUGCACUGGAUAGACGAGAAAGACUCCGAGCUCUACUUUCUACGAUGUCUGAAGACGAAAUUGCUGCUGUAUUGCAUACCGACGAGGUUAAUGCCGAUAAAGCCGAUGAAGAAACUGUGACAUGGUACCAUAGAGGACCAGUAGAGCUCCGUAAGGCACGAGUUGCAAUUGCCGAUUUUUCGCUUAGAAAAGCUAAAUUGAGACUGGAGAAAGCACGCGAGGAUGCCGCUCAACCUGCGCACGAGAAAGCUUUGGCUCGGCAAGAAGCUCACAAAUGGGUACAACAAAUUAACCUUCAUUCUUCUCAAGUUGCCGAUACUCGUCCUGUCGCUUUUUGUGAAUUUUCAUCAGAUUCACAGCAUAUUGUUACUGCUGGUUGGUCUGGUUCAGUAGCAGUCUGGAAAAGAGAACAGUGUGCUCAGGAAAUGAAGUAUACUGGUCAUUCUGCACAAGCUGGAUGUGCUCGAUUUCAUCCAGGAGCUUUUACACAAAACGAUGCAUCUUCGUUGAAUGUAGUUUCAGGUGCUUAUGAUGGAACGGUCCUACUAUGGUCUUUGACCCAAGAAACACCAAUUGGAGAGAUUGAGAAGCACCCGCAGCGAGUAUCGAAACUAGCAUUUCAUCCAAAUGGACUCCAUCUAGCCACAGCAUGCUUUGAUUCUACCUGGAGAAUGUAUGAUUUGAUAACGAAAAAAGAGUUAUUGUUCCAAGAAGGACACUCAAAAUCAGUAGCUGAUGUAGCGUUUCACCCUGAUGGUUCUGUUGCUCUGACUGGUGGACAUGAUUGCUAUGGUCGAGUCUGGGAUAUGCGAACAGGAAGAUGUAUUAUGUUCCUUGAUGGACACACAAAAGAAAUUCAUUCUGUUGAGUGGAUGCCGAAUGGCUAUGAAAUGAUUACUGGAAGCUCGGAUAAUUCAAUGAAAGUUUGGGAUCUUCGAAUGCGCCGAAACACUUAUACCAUGCCAGCACAUACGUCAGUCGUCACACGGGUUCGUGCAGAUGCUGCAGGCCAAUAUCUUGUUUCAGCCAGUUUUGAUUGUACACUCAAAAUGUGGUCUACCACUGGAUGGCAACCAUUGCGACAGUUGCAGGGACACGACACUCGAAUUCUCUGCGUUGAUAUCAGUCCAGAUGGACAAUGGAUGUGUUCUUCUGCUUUUGAUCGUACAUUCAAGUUAUGGGCCCAAUCUGAUUAUUGA
Molecule: messenger RNA, 1491 nt
Organism: Caenorhabditis briggsae
Lineage: Eukaryota; Metazoa; Nematoda; Chromadorea; Rhabditida; Rhabditidae
Gene: Cbr-prp-4
Product: Protein CBR-PRP-4
Exons: 10
Coding region: 1-1491 (496 amino acids)
Biological process (GO): mRNA splicing, via spliceosome
Cellular component (GO): U4/U6 x U5 tri-snRNP complex
Molecular function (GO): protein binding; U4 snRNA binding; U6 snRNA binding
Source: RefSeq, a predicted model, not a curated record